UCUUGAUGCUCUUGUCCCUUUUGCUUCCAUAUGUAGCUCUCAUCAUUUUAUAAAUAAGCACAAAUAGCAAGAAAUGGUAGAGUGUUAGAUCUUAUUAGAUCCUUAUAAUCUAACAGCUCACAUUUUCGUUUAGUUGAAGAGAAAUGUGAAUCAGUAUGACAUGAUUCACACAGAUGAAAUCCACCACAGAGUGCAGGUUAACUCAUACGAAAAUGAUUCUCAUUGGAGGACUUGAUUCGCGUGGCUUGUAGAGGAUCCAAGUUAGCUCACAUUUCGUCUAAUUGAAGAGGAUCCAAGUUCAUAUGUAACUGCUCCAAUAUAAGGAACUAUCUAUGAUCUCGUGUGAAGCGAGUGAAUAUCGGACCAGUAACUAAUGGCGAGUCAUCCGACCAUUCGGCAUAUGUCAAGAAGUUCUAUCAAACCAGACGGCGCCGGCAUUUCAGGUCAGACUUACUACUUGAACCCGUGGGAUCUGUCCCUGCUCUCCUUAAACUACAUCCAGCGGGGUCUUCUCUUUCCUAAACCUCCUCCGACCAAAAACCCUUCCAUUACAACCAUCGACCAUCUCAAAGACUCCCUUUCCCGCACCCUCGUCCAUUUCCUCCCCCUGGCCGGCCACCUCGUCACGCAUAAACAAGAUGACCGACCUGCUUCUUACUCUAUUUCUCUGAAUUGUAACAACCCAGGAGUGGAUUUUGUCCACGCUAUUGCAGAUGUUACCAUGGAAGAUCUCCUCUCCCCCGUUGAUGUUCCCCCCAUCGUUCAAUCAUUUUUUCUGCUAGGCAGAGCUGUCAACCACGAUGGUCACACCUUACCUUUAUUGGCCGUGCAGGUGACUGAGUUACUGGAUGGUAUUUUCAUCGCAUGCUCCUUCAACCACAGCGUUGGUGACGGUACUUCCUACUGGAAUUUCUUCAAUGCAUGGGCCGAGAUAUGCAGGAUGAUGGUCAAGGGAAACCAUGAUUAUGAUCACAUCUCGCACCCACCAGUCCUAAGACGCUGGUUUAUCGAUGGCCAUGGACCCAUAAUCAACUUACCUUUCUCUCACCAUGAUGAGUUCAUUGACAGGUACAGCCCACCCGAGGUGCUAAGACAGAGGUUCUUCCAUUUCUCAUCACAAUUCAUUGGGAGGCUCAAAGCUAAGGCCAACGCUGAGUGCAACACCACCACCAUAUCCUCCUUCCAAGCCUUGUCUGCAUUUGUCUGGAGAUCUGUGACACGGGCAAGAGGUUAUCAAAUCAGUAACCAGAAAACGACUUGCAGGUUAGCCAUCAAUAAUAGAUCAAGACUGAACCCACCAUUAUCCAGUUACUACUUUGGAAACUGCGUUGAAACUGUUGGUGCAACCGCCACUAUUGGAGAACUGCUCAGCCAUGGAAUUGGGUGGGCAGCAUGGCUAUUGCACGAGGCAGUGAAUGGCCACACUGAUGGCAAGGUGAGGGAGAAACUGGAGGUGUGGAUGAGGAGUCCUAUCAUUUACCAGUAUCGCAGUUUCGUUGAUCCAUGUACCAUCGUGAUAGGGAGUUCACCCAGAUUCAAUAUGUAUGGGUGCGACUUUGGGUGGGGAAAGGUAGAGGCUGUUCGAAGUGGGUCUGCAAACAAGUAUGAUGGGAAAGUAUCUUCAUACCCAGGGCGCCAAGGAGGAGGAAGUGUGGACUUGGAGGUGAGCCUUCUGCCAGAAUCUAUGAGUACUCCCGAGUCCGACCAAGAGUUUAGGGUUGAAAUCGUCUGCAAUUCUGAUCUCGUACAA
Molecule: messenger RNA, 1750 nt
Organism: Macadamia integrifolia
Lineage: Eukaryota; Viridiplantae; Streptophyta; Magnoliopsida; Proteales; Proteaceae
Exons: 2
Source: RefSeq, a predicted model, not a curated record